AUGAUAUGGGGGCGACUUGCCGACUCCAACCGGUUCGGCCGCAAAGCCGUGUUGAUGAUAGGCUUGGCUGGUACACUCUUGUCGUCCGUUGGCUUCGCCUUCUCGACCUCGUUCUGGCAGGCCCUCGUGUUCAGGUCCAUUGGAGGCAUCACGAACGGGAAUGUGGGCGUGCUGAGGACCAUGAUCAGCGAGACGGUGCGUGAGAAGAAGUACCAGUCCAGGGCGUUCCUGUUGCUGCCCAUGACCUUCAACAUUGGCGUCAUCAUCGGCCCUAUCCUCGGCGGCGUGCUUUCGGAUCCCGCGAGGAGCUACCCCGACCUUUUUGGCCACGUCGACUUCUUCCAGCGCUUCCCCUAUGCCGCCCCGAACCUUGUAUCUGCCUUCUUCCUGCUCUGCGCGAUGCUUGGCGUAUGGCUAUGUCUGGAGGAGACACUCGACUCGCGCUUCGGCAAGCGGGAUAGAGGGUUGGAGUUGGGGCGAAAGUUGCGUCGGUGGCUUUCGGGCCACCGUUCAGGGGCUGCUUACAUGCCGCUGCCGACCGAUGAUCGAACCUUUGCUCUCGAUGAGCCGCACUUCCCUGCAAGGAGUAGCCACUCGCGCCAUUCUUCAGGGGCCAGUGCCGCUUCGAGACGGAAACAUUCCCGACGCCGGUAUACGCAGCGACUCCCCUUCCGACGCAUCUUCACGCCCAACGUCAUCUCCACGCUCACGGCCAGCUUUCUCCUCGCGUUCCACGUGGGCACCUUCAACUCUCUGUGGUUCGUCUUCCUCUCGACGCCCGUCUAUGACCCGGGCCAAGGCGCCGCCGAGUCACUACGCAAUGCGCUUCCCCAGCGCUUGCCGUUCAUCUUCACCGGAGGCCUCGGCCUGCAUCCCCGCGAAGUGGGCAUGGCCAUGGCCAUUCUCGGCGUGAUCGGGAUCGGCCUCCAGCUCGGCGUCUACCCCUGGCUCUCGGCCCGGCUGGGCACGGUCCGCAGCUGGCGUCUUUUCCUGCUGUGCUUCCCUCUCACCUACUUCUUGGUGCCCUACCUGAGCCUCGUGCCGUCCAGCAGCGCCCCGCCGCACCCCAAGGACGGCCUCGCGGUAUGGACGGCCAUUGUCUGCGUGAUCUCGCUCCAGGUCGUUGGCCGCACCUUUGCGCUCCCCGCUCAGACGAUCCUCGUGAACAACUGUACGCCGCACCCGAGCGUCCUUGGGACGGUCCAUGGAAUCGGGCAGAGCGUGAGCAGUUUCGCGAGGACGAUCGGGCCCGUGCUGUGCGGCGUUCUGUAUGGGCUGGGCUUGGCGAGGGGCGUCGUCGGCGCUGUGUUCUGGGGGCUGAGCGGGGUUGCGGCCUGCAACGUCCUUGCGAGCUUGUUUGUUCGCGAGGGCGAUGGCCACGAGAUACGGCUCGAGGGUGAUGAGGACGAUGAGGAGGAUGCGGAUCACGAUAGGGCAUCUCACCACUGA
This is a messenger RNA of Chaetomium strumarium, 1449 nucleotides long. RefSeq names its product major facilitator superfamily domain-containing protein. NCBI's taxonomy places the organism in Eukaryota, Fungi, Ascomycota, Sordariomycetes, Sordariales, Chaetomiaceae. Gene Ontology annotation, biological process: transmembrane transport. The coding region runs from base 1 to 1449 and encodes 482 amino acids. Gene Ontology annotation, molecular function: transmembrane transporter activity. The transcript has 5 exons. The record is from RefSeq and is a predicted model, not a curated record.